AUGUCCGCCCGCUCGCCGAGCUUGUCACGCACGAGUCGUUUCUCCCGCGAAGGCUUUCAACCGUUGGGCGGCGGCAACAUGCAAAACAACAUGAAUCCCAACGAUGCCACAAUUAACAUUCCCAUGAAUGAGAUGCAAGGCCUGAACAGGUCGCCUUCUGGCGUCCGUCAGCCGAAUCAUGAAGGCGCAGGUUCGCCUUCAGAUGAGUUCUUGCAACCUCCGACCGAAGGUGGUCUCGAGAAGAAACAAAGCAUCUUCCGUCGCGGUCAUGGAAGCCGGGCUGGCCGCCGAAGAGUCACCAGUUAUGGCACCCCGGGAGGAGAAAAAGAGUCCAAUCGUUACGACGGGGACAAAGACUACCUGAACCGCAUGGGCAAAGUCUAUAAUAAAAUUCUCAACUUUUCCAUCAUCACUCGCUACUUGGUCUAUAUUGCUCCUUUGGGUAUUGCCUUUGCUAUCCCCAUCAUCAUCGGCGCCACGGUCGCCAAGAAUGCCACCUUGGGCGGUGUUCGGCUCGUCUGGUUCUUCAUGUGGAUCGAGGCGGUUUGGCUGAGCUUGUGGGUGUCCAAGAUUGUCGCCAAGCUGUUGCCCUAUCUCUUCCAGUUCCUCUGCGGCAUCGUCAGCCAGGGAACCCGCAAGUAUGCUCUUAUUCUCAAAGCUCUUGAAAUCCCUCUUUCUUUGGCAGGAUGGGCGCUGUGCUCGCUGGCCACUUUCAAGCCGAUUAUGGUCCGCAACCCGACAACCCGUGCCGAAGGAAGUCAAACUCGAAAAUGGGAAGACAUUGUUCAGGAAAUUCUGGCGGCAUCGCUCAUCGCAUCUCUCAUCUUCCUCGCAGAAAAGUUCCUCGUCCAGAUCAUCUCCAUCAAUUACCACCGCAAACAAUUCGACUUCAAGAUUCGAGACGCGAAGCGAAAUGUUCAGCUACUCACGUUGCUCUACGAAGCGUCUCGGUCCAUCUUCCCCCAAUACUGUCCCGAGUUUGCAGAGGAGGACUAUGUCAUCAACGAUCUCAUCAAUAUCUCCCUUGGCAAGAAGAAGGGACAUAAACACUCGGGAUCGGGAACACCAAUGAAGAUUAUCCAGAAUGUCGGUCGUGUCGGAGACAAAAUCACCUCGGUCUUUGGAAACGUGGCACAAGAGAUCACCGGCAAAGAAGUCUUCAACCCCGACUCUGCGCACUCGGUAGUAGUCGGCGCGCUCGAGAAGAAGCGAUCUUCCGAGGCUCUGGCCCGACGAAUCUGGAUGUCAUUUGUAGAAGAAGGAAAAGAUGCUCUGUACCUGGUCGAUAUUAUGGAAGUCCUCGGACCGGACCGUCGGGCCGAGGCCGAGGAGUGCUUUGCCAGCUUGGACCAGGACGGCAAUGGAGAUGUCAGCUUGGAUGAAAUGGUUCUGACGGUGGUCAACCUAAGCCGCGAGAGGCGAUCCAUUGCUACGAGCAUGCAUGAUGUUGACCAGGCCAUCAAUGUUCUCGACCAACUGCUCUGCGCGGUGGUGGGCAUUAUCGUCGUCUUCGUUUUCGUUGCCUUUCUCAACAAAUCAUUCACCACGACUCUUGCCACAGCUGGUACAGCUUUGCUGUCCAUGUCCUUUGUCUUUGCCAUUACGGCCCAGGAGAUUCUCGGAUCCUGCAUCUUCUUGUUCGUCAAGCAUCCUUACGACAUUGGAGACCGAGUCGACAUUGGAAAUGACCAGCUCUUCGUCGAACACAUCUCCCUCCUCUUCACCGUCUUCAGAAGAGUCGCCAACAACCGAAUGGUCCAAGUCCCGAACAAUGUGCUCAAUACCAAUUGGAUUGAAAACGUCUCCCGCUCCAAGGCAAUGAAGGAACAGCUCAGCAUGUACAUUAGCUUUGACACCUCUCUGGAGGACAUUCAACUGUUGCGCAAUGAGAUGCUGGCAUUCGUCAGUGACAAGGAGAACUCGAGGGACUUCCAGCCGGAUAUCGACGUAGAAGUUACUGGUAUUGCUGAGAUGAACAAGAUGGAGCUUCGUGUUGAAAUCAGGCACAAGAGCAACUGGUCCAACGAAACUAUCCGCGCAGCACGUCGGUCCAAGUUUAUGUGUGCACUCGUCCUCGCUCUUCGAAAGGUUCCCAUUUACGCCCCCGGUGGUGGUAGCGCUCCUCUUGGUGACCCUGGUAACCCGACAUACUCGGUUUCUGUUUCCAACGAGAUAGCCGCCGCAAACAGAGACGAUUACGCUGCCAAGAAGGAAGCCAAACGUCUUGUCCCUACCAAGAAGCUUGAACCCGAACCCGAACCCGAACCUUUUGCGUCAAGCGAUGCGAAUAAUACCGGUUAUGCGACCGGAAACGAACUGUCCAGAUCAAACGGCACGCUCACCAGACGCGCUGGCAUCGAACGAAUUGUCUCCGAAACCGAUGCAGUUCAAACACUCAACGCCCGGAACAAUACCGGCCAGGACAUUGGCGACGACUGGGACGGCGAGCGUGGCGACGAAGUCACUACUCUCGGCGGACGCGACAGCUCUGAGACCAAGCGCGGAAACGAUCUUGAAGAAGUUCGAGGCCUCCUUCGCCGAGAGAGCACGGUCGGACGCCGAAAGCGUUCUGCCAACUCGGAUAUGCUCAACGUUCCCUUGGACACUGAUUCGCCGCUUGCAACCGGCUAUGGCGCUCAGCCUUAUGGCGGACACUCUGAUGCUUACAACGGAGGACAAAGUGGAGCAAUGUACGCUACAAACCCGUACCAGCAGCAAGCAUCAUCCAUGUCGUCGCAGUAUCCUCAGUAUCAAUACCCGACAGCACAGCAGCAGCAGCAGCAACAACAGCAGCAACAACAGCAAGUACAGUCGUCCCGGAAUCAGCCUGCUGGUACCGUUGCGGGACAGCACCAACAAUACCCAUCAGCCAUCUAA
Messenger RNA from Xylona heveae TC161, 2877 nucleotides. RefSeq lists its product as hypothetical. Gene Ontology annotation, molecular function: calcium ion binding; calcium channel activity. The record is from RefSeq and is a predicted model, not a curated record. The transcript is spliced from 4 exons. Lineage: Eukaryota; Fungi; Ascomycota; Xylonomycetes; Xylonales; Xylonaceae. Gene Ontology annotation, biological process: intracellular calcium ion homeostasis; calcium ion transmembrane transport. Bases 1 to 2877 code for a protein of 958 amino acids. Gene Ontology annotation, cellular component: membrane.